UGAUAUUUUGGUGAUGGUGUCAGAAUAUCAUGUAGUCUUAUUUUUGAAGUGAGAAUCUAAGCUGUAAUGGAUCUGUCUCCUGGACCCAACAUAGGGUGAGCAGAGAGUACAUAAAAUGUUUAUAGUAUAUGUUUUCAUGGGAUGGCUUGAGAGGUUCCUGCAGAAGAAUUUACGUAUUGAUAGUACCUUCAGUUAUGUAACGGGAACUGGACCGCAUACAUUUUCAAAUGGUGGAGGAGUUUAUUUAUCUAUUACCUUCUAAAACACCACUUGGGUAGAUCAUUUCCACCGAGGGUAAAAGAGCAAGUGAGAGGUCCCACCUGCAGAUAAAAAUAUACAGAGAAAGAAGACGAGAUGGACAACCUUGGCAAGGGAGGAGGAGGAUCAGAUAGUGGAUUGGAGGACAAAAAACAAGUAGAGGAAGAGGUCAGCGAGAGUGAUAAGAAGCUCAAGGACCAGCGCAACAAAGCUGAAAAGGGCGACAAAGAGAAGGGUGAAACAAAGAGGGAGAAUCGAAAAUCUGGUUCAUUGUGGAGAGAAGGUUGGGCACUUUCUGAACGUUUGGCCAUCAAUGUGUCAGGCAUGCGCUAUGAGACUCAGAUUCGCACUCUGGCCCAGUUCCCCGAUUCUCUGCUUGGAGACCCACAACGUCGGCUACGCUACUUUGACCCCCUCCGCAACGAGAUUUUCCUAGACCGCAAUCGAUUCUGCUUCGAUGCCAUCCUCUACUUCUACCAGUCUGGAGGUCGGCUACGGCGGCCUGCUAAUGUGCCUCUGGAUGUCUUCAUGGAUGAAUUGCGUUUUUAUGAGCUGGGAGAAGAUAUCAUGACUCGAUUCAAAGAGGACGAGGGCUUCCCAAAGGAGGAACCUCGGCCCCUUCCAAAAAAUGAGAUCCAACGCAAGCUGUGGAUUCUCUUUGAACACCCGGAAUCCUCUGGAGGUGCCCGUAUCAUCGCUAUCAUUAGUGUGAUGGUGAUUGUGGUCUCCAUCCUCAUCUUCUGUUUGGAGACACUGCCUGACUUCAGAGCAGAAAAGGAGCUGAGAGAGCAAUAUUCAUACCAGCCUCAUCCCAAUAUUGCAAACAGCACAAUACUCGUCCCACCCCUGUCCUCUCCCUUCCAAGAUCCAUUCUUCCUAGUAGAGACCGUGUGCAUCUGCUGGUUUUCAUUUGAACUAAUGAUGCGUUUCACCUGCUCUCCCAGUAAAAUGAUUUUCUUUAAGGAUGUGAUGAACAUCAUAGACUUCUUUGCCAUCAUUCCCUACUUUGUCACACUCGGCACCGAGCUGGCCAAGUCUAAGGGAGCCACGCCGAGCAUGUCCCUGGCCAUCAUCAGGGUUAUCCGUCUGGUCCGAGUGUUCAGGAUCUUCAAGCUGUCCCGCCACUCCAAAGGCCUUCAAAUCUUGGGCCAGACACUAAAAGCCAGCUUGAGAGAGCUGGCCCUUCUCAUCUUCUUUCUUUUCAUUGGAGUCAUUCUGUUCUCCAGUGCCGUGUACUUCGCAGAGGUGGACAACCCGGGCACGGCCUUCACCAGUAUCCCAGAGGCCUUCUGGUGGGCUGUGGUCUCCAUGACAACAGUGGGGUACGGCGACAUGUAUCCAGAGACGGUGGGCGGAAAGCUGGUGGGCUCUAUGUGUGCUAUCGCUGGUGUGCUCACCAUCUCACUCCCUGUUCCUGUCAUCGUUUCUAACUUCAGCUACUUCUACCACCGUGAGAUGGAGUGUGAGGAUAACCAGGAGUACACUCACGUAAACACCGACCUUUGGGAGGAGGAAGAGGGUGAAGGAGAGGGAGAAGAGGGUGAGGAAGGGCCAGGGGAACAUGGAAACUAUGUCCCUCUUGAGGGAGGCACAGCCUACAGGGGGAUCUGUGCUCCUCUUAAUGGAACUCUUCUUGCUGGAUUUUGUGCUGGGCAAGCUGGAGAGCAAAGAGGAGGGACCAUUUACCUACGGGAGCCACUGGUCACCCAAGUCUGAGACACUGGAGUUCAGAGAGUGACAUAAGAGAGAGAGAUGGCCCAUGUUCACUGGACACUGUCUCGCUGUGAAUCUGAAUAUAUGGGGAUUGAAAGGAAAGUAGGAAUGCAGGAAAGAACGCAUGAGAGAGAAACUGAUACAGAGGCUUGCACGCAAAAGGUACAUUAAAGCCAGAGGAGGACAUAUUACAGGAUAAAGAGUAUGCAGUAAAGACGUUACAAAAAUCACUGACCAGCAAUAAAACAGAUUUAACAUCCAUAAGCCAUUUUCCUAAUGCUGUGCUUACAAAACUUUAUGGUAACACUUAACAAUACGUUUUUACAUGUUAAUACUAGUUAACGCAAAGAAAUAACAAUGAACAAUACUUUUACAGCAUUUAUUAAUCUUUGUUAAUGUUAUUAUCUAAAUACAGUGGCAAGAAAAGGUAUGUAAACCCUUUGGAAUUACCUGCAUUUAUGUAUAAAUUUGUCUUAAAAUCUGGUUUUAGUUAAUCUAAGUUACAAUAAAGAAUAAACACAAUCUGUUUUAACUAAUAACACACACAUUAUUGUAUUGUUCUUGUACAUAUUGAAUACAUCAUUCAGACAUUCACAGUGUAGGUUGGAAAAUGUAUGUGAACCCCUAGGCUAAUGACAUCAACAAAAGCUAAUUAGGGUCAGGAGUUGGCACACCUGGCAUCCAACUAAUGAAACUAGAUUGGAGAUGUGGGUUAGAGCUACUUUGACGAAUCAAAGGCACUCAAACAUUUUGAGUUUGCUAUUCACAAGAAGCAUCUGCUGAUGUGAAUGAAUGAAUGAAUAUUAUAUUUAUGUAGUGCUUUUCUGACACUACACUCAAAGCGCUAAACAUACUGAACAGGGGACUCUCCUCACCCACCACCAGUGUGCAGCAUCCAACUGGAUGAUGCAACGGCAGCCAUAGUACACCAGUACACUCACCACAAACCAGCUGUUGGUGGAGAGGAGAGAGUACAGUUAUAUAGCCAAUUCAGGGAUAGGGAUUAUUAGGAAGCCAUAGGCCAGGACACAGGGGUUACACCCCUACUCUUUGCAAGAAGUGCCCUGGGAUUUUAAGUGACCACAGAGAGUCAGGACCUCGGUUUUAUGUCUCAUCCGAAGGACGUGGAACGUGCCUCAUUAAUAAGAGAUCUCAGAAGACAUAUGAUCAAGAAUUGUUGCUUUGCAUAAAGCUAGAAAGGGUUACAAAGUUAUCUCCAAGAGCUUAGAUAUCUGUCCACAGUUAGACAAAUUGUCUAUAAAUGGAGACAAUUUAGUACUGUGGCUACUCUCCCUAGAAGUGUCCGUCUAGCCAAGAUGACUCAAAGGGCAUACCGCAGGAUGCUCAAUGAGAUAAAAAAGAACCCUAGAGUGACAGCUGAAGACUUGAAGGAAUAACUGGAACUGGUUAACAUCUCUGUUCAUGAGUCUACUAGACAAAAAACAUUAAACAUGCAUGGUGUUCAUGGCAGGACAUGACAAAGGAAGUCGCUGCUUUCCAACUAAACAUUGCUGCGUGCUUGAAGUUUGCCAAAGAUCAUCUUGACACUCUACAACGCCACUGGGAAAAUGUUUUGUGGACUGAUGAAACUAAGGUUGUGUUGUUUGGGAAGAACAGGGAGCACUACAUAUGGCGUAAAAAGGGCACCGCAUACCAACAUGAAAACAUCAUCCCAACGGUGAGGUACGGUGGAGGGAGAGUCAUGAUUUGGGGCUGCUUUGCUGCCUGAACCGCUUGCCAUCAUCAAGGGAAAAAUUAAUUACCAAGUUUAUUAAGAUAUCUACAGCAGUGGUUCCCAACCCUGUCUCUGGAGGCCCCUCAACACAGCAAAUUUUUUAUAUCUCCCUUAUCUGACACACCCAAUUCAGGUCAUAGAGUCUCUGCUAACGAGCUAAUGAGUUGAAUCAGGUGUGUUUGAUUAGGGAGAUAUCCAAAAUGUGUAGUGUUGGGGGGCCUCCAGGAAUAGGGUUGGGAACCACUGUCCUACAGGAUAAUGUCAGGGUGGCUGUGCGCCAGCUGAAGCUCAGUAGAAGUCGGGUGAUGCAGCAGGACUAUGACCCUAAACAUCAAAAUAAAUCCACUACAGAAUGGCUUAAUUUUUUUUUUUUUUUUUAAAUCCACCUUUUGGAGUGGCCCAGUCAGAGCCCAGACCUUAACCCAAUAGAGCUGAUGUAGAAUGACCUCAGGAGAGCUGUUCACACCAGACAUCCUAAGAAUAUGGCUGAGCUGAAGCAGUUCUGUUAGGAAGAAUGGUCCAAAAUUCCUUCUGAACAAUGUGCAAGUCAAAUCCGCAGCUACAGGAAACACUUGGUUGAGGUUACUGCUGCCAAAGGAUAGACCAGUUAUUAAAUCCAGGGGUUCACUUACUUUUUCCACAGCACUGUGAAAGUUUAAUGGGAAGUGUUCAAUAAAGACAUGAAAGAUUAUAAUUGUUUGUGUGUUGUUAGCAUCAGCACAUUGGGUUUGUCUAUACUUGUGACUUUGAUGAAGAUGAGAUCACAUUUUAUGACCAAUUACUGCAGAAAACCAGCUAAUUCCAAAGAGUUCACAUACUUUUUCUUGCUACUGUAUUAAGCUCAAUCAACAACAUUUGUGGCAUAAUGCUGAUUACCACAAAAUGUUUUAAUUUCGAUGCACCCCUUCUUUUCUUUAAAAAAACUGCAAAAAUCAAGUUUACAGUGAGGCACUUACAAGGGAAGUGAAUGGGGCCAUAUUUUGGAGGGUUUAAAGGCAGAAAUAUGAAGCUUAUAAUUCUAUAACAGCACUUACAUUAAUUACAUUAACUCUUAUGGUAAAACUUGUGUAUUAUCUGAGCUGUAAAGUUUUUUAAAUCAUAGUUUUAGAGUCAUUUUAGGGUUUACAGCAUUAUGUCGUCAUCGCAACAAAGUUGUACAUUUGGAAAUAAUUUUACACAGAUAAGAUUAGAAAGCUAUUUUAUCACACUACAAUCAUGUUAACAUGCAUAUUGUUUACAUCUUGUGGCUAUACCUUUAAAAAAGGGAGUAUUUUAACAUUUACAGACUGGCCCCAUUCACUUCCAUUGUAAGUGCCUCACAGUAAUGCAGAUUUUUGCUUUUUUUUUUUUUUUUUGAAAGAAAAGGAGGGACAUCCCCAUUAUGCCACAAAUGCUGUCGAUUGAGCUUAACUUAGUUCAUAAUACCUAAAGCAUUAAGUAAUGUUAACGUACUGUAUACCCAGCUAACAAUUUUUGUUUACCAGAACAUUCCAGGAAUGUUAGUUUAUAAUAAAACCUAAAAAGAACAUACCUAGGACAUAGGAAUUUGUUCACAAAAAAUAACCAAACGGAAUCCAUACGCUAACGCUAGCAGAACGUUCUAUGCUUGCAAGGUAAAACCUUAUUGUAAAGUGUUACCACUUUGAUUUUGAUAUCACCACAUUAAAUCAUUGAAUGUAUUUAUUUAUGAAACUAUUUUUAUCUGUUCAGAGAGUGGCAUUUGUUGUCUUAAUGCUAGAAUGUGUUUGGAAAAAUAUAGCUGAGCCGAACGAUUACCUGACUUACUUAAAGAUCUUACUGGAUUUCUCGAUAUACACUACCGGUCAAAAGUUUUGAAACACUCAUUCUUUAUUAUAAUUUUUUUUUUCACAUUUUAGAAUAAUAGUAAAGUCAUUAAAACUAUGGAAUAACAUAAAUGAAACUAUGGGAAUUAUGUUGUGACUAAACAAAAUCCAAAAUAAAUCAAAACUGUGUUAUAUUUUAGCAUCUUCAAAGUAGUCACCCUUUAUCAAAUUUGGCAGACAUGUACUCUUGACAUUUUCUCAACCAACUUCUUGAGGUAUCACCCUGGGAUGCUUUUUAAACAGUAUUGAAAGAGUUCCCAUCUAUGUUGGGCAUUUAUUGGCUGCUUUUCUUUAUUAUUUGGUCCAAAUCAUCAAUUUCAAAACCUUUAUUUAUUUUAUUUUUUUUUAUUAAAUUUUAGUUUUAUAAUGAAAUAAAUGAAUAUGGUGGCACAAUUAUAUUUUUGUCUACAAAACUAUUUUCAAACAUUUAAGCAUACGCCUUCAGAUCAAAAGAUUUUUAAGAUCAUGAGAAACAUUUCAGUCAAGAGUUUCAAAACUUUUGACCGGUAGUGUAUAUAAAGGAAUUAUUCAUAGUAGGAAACACUGUGUGGUGUCAUUUAAAUGUCACGUAUUUUGUCACCCAGUUGCCGCCAUGAAUGUGCCAGGGAUUUGUGUGUCAGACGGAUAGAUUAAGCAUCAUUUAUCUGGAAUUGUUUAGUACUGAGUUUCGAUUACCUGCUGCUGCACUGUAAUUAAUAUUUUAAAGGGAUAGUUGAAUGAAAAUUCUCUCAUUAUUCAUUUACCCUGAUGCCAUCCCAGAUGUGUAUGAUUGUCUUUCUUCAGCAGAACACAAAUG
Molecule: messenger RNA, 6346 nt
Organism: Myxocyprinus asiaticus (Chinese sucker)
Lineage: Eukaryota; Metazoa; Chordata; Actinopteri; Cypriniformes; Catostomidae
Gene: kcna7
Product: potassium voltage-gated channel, shaker-related subfamily, member 7
Exons: 3
Coding region: 355-1974 (539 amino acids)
Biological process (GO): potassium ion transmembrane transport; protein homooligomerization
Cellular component (GO): voltage-gated potassium channel complex; membrane
Molecular function (GO): protein binding; delayed rectifier potassium channel activity
Source: RefSeq, a predicted model, not a curated record